Loxodonta africana (African savanna elephant) is the source of this 5827-nucleotide messenger RNA. It is a transcript of the gene SLC36A1, whose product is annotated as solute carrier family 36 member 1. Gene Ontology annotation, biological process: glycine transport; proline transmembrane transport; L-alanine transport. Gene Ontology annotation, molecular function: amino acid:proton symporter activity; glycine transmembrane transporter activity; L-proline transmembrane transporter activity. The transcript is spliced from 11 exons. Lineage: Eukaryota; Metazoa; Chordata; Mammalia; Proboscidea; Elephantidae. Bases 140 to 1567 code for a protein of 475 amino acids. The record is from RefSeq and is a predicted model, not a curated record.
CGAUCACGUGACGGGGCCCGGAAGCGACUGCCAGGGUAGCCAAGGGGGAUGGCUAAGGCUUGACUCUGAAGCCGGGGGUGGUGGGCUGCGCUGACGCCGGAUCCGGAGUCUGAGCCGGGGCCGGAGCCUGAGCGCUACCAUGUCCACGCAGCGGCUUCGGAACGAGGACUAUCACGACUACAGCUCCACUGACGUGAGCCCAGAGGAGAGCCCGUCCGAAGGCCUGAGCAACUUCUCCUCAGGUUCCUACCAGCGUUUUGGGGAAAGCAAUGGCACAACAUGGUUCCAGACCUUGAUCCACCUGUUAAAAGGCAAUAUUGGCACAGGACUCCUGGGGCUGCCUCUGGCGGUGAAAAAUGCAGGCAUCUUGGUGGGUCCCCUCAGCCUGCUGCUGAUAGGCAUCGUGGCUGUGCACUGCAUGGGUAUCCUGGUGAAAUGUGCCCACCACUUCUGCCACAGACUGAACAAACCCUUUGUGGACUAUGGGGAUACAGUGAUGUAUGGACUAGAAUCCAGCCCCAGCUCCUGGCUCCGGAACCAUGCCCACUGGGGAAGGCAUGUUGUGGACUUCUUCCUGAUUAUCACUCAGCUGGGAUUCUGCUGCGUGUAUUUUGUAUUCCUGGCUGACAACUUUAAACAGGUGAUAGAAGCAGCAAACGGGACCACCAACAACUGCCACAACAAUGAGACAGCGAUUCUGACACCCACCAUGGACUCACGACUCUACAUGCUCAGCCUCCUGCCCUUUCUGGUGCUGUUGGUUUUCAUCAGGAACCUCCGAGCCCUGUCUGUCUUCUCCCUGUUGGCCAACAUCACCAUGCUGGUCAGCCUGGUCAUGAUCUACCAGUUCAUUGUGCAGAAGAUCCCAAACCCCAGUCACCUCCCUUUGGUGGCACCCUGGAAUACCUACCCUCUGUUCUUCGGCACAGCCAUUUUUGCAUUUGAAGGCAUCGGGAUGGUUCUGCCCCUGGAAAACAAAAUGAAGGAUCCUCGGAAAUUCCCCCUCAUCCUGUACGGGGGGAUGAGCAUCGUCACCGCCCUCUACAUCAGCCUGGGGUGUCUGGGGUACCUGCAGUUUGGAGCUCACGUUCAAGGCAGUAUAACCCUCAAUCUGCCCAACUGCUGGUUGUACCAGUCGGUCAAGCUGCUCUACUCCAUUGGCAUCUUCUUCACCUACGCCCUCCAGUUCUACGUCCCCGCGGAGAUCAUCAUCCCCUUUUUUGUGUCUCGAGUGCCAGAGCAUUGUGAGUUAGUGGUAGACCUCUUCAUCCGCACAGUCCUGGUCUGCCUGACAUGCAUCUUGGCCAUCCUCAUCCCUCGCCUGGACCUGGUCAUCUCCCUGGUGGGCUCCGUGAGCAGCAGCGCCCUGGCCCUCAUCAUCCCGCCCCUCCUGGAGAUCACCACCUACUACUCAGAGGGCAUGAGCCCCUUCACCAUCGCCAAGGAUGCCCUGAUCAGCAUCCUGGGCUUUGUGGGUUUCGUGGCGGGGACCUACCAGGCCCUCUAUGAGCUGAUCCAGCCGAGCAAUGCUCCCAUCAUCAUCAAUUCCACCAGUGCCUUUGUAUAGGAUCUCGGUGCAUCCUCUGCACCAGCCAACCCCACCCUUGUGUGUGCCCCCAGUACCUGUCCUCAGAGCCUCAGGUAAGCCCCAGGCUCUGGGGAAAGACAGGGUCGCUGUCUGGGAAACCUGUAUUUGGCACCCAGUACGCUGGGCUGGGUAGUCUGAGGGCAGAGGGGACAGGGUGGGUAACUGAUACGCAGGAGGUACCACUAGGAACAGUGCUGUCACUAUUGUUCAUUUUUACUUGUUUUAACCCAGAACUUUGCAGCUGUUCUUCCGCAUCAUGCCUCCUCCCUUCUGACCCACUUCUUCCAAGUCAUUCCUGUCACACCACUUACUGUAUUUAAAAAUUUUAGCGACCCCGUCUCACGUUUUCUCUCUUCUUGGGCCAGGCUUAGAUUACUUAAGUGAGAGCUCUGGUAGCUCUCCCUCUUUAUAAAGCCAGGCCUAUCACUUUCUUAUCUCUCUCCCAAAUAUUUUACCUCAAUAUUCUCUUACCAGUUCACUCUCCAAGGGACGGCUGGACCUAUCUAGUAGUUUAAAAACAGCCCCCAAAGUGGAGUUUUUAACCUUAAGUCUCUCUGGCUUGAUGUGACCCUUAGGGCAACACUUUCUCUUCUUGUAAUCCCUCAGUGUGGGUCACAAUACUGUUGUAUUCUUAGCUGCUGUAGCUCUUAAAAGAUAUGAAGUACUGCCUAAAUUGAAGAUAUUUAUGUUUUAUUUAAAAUCAGCUUUGUGUUUUUAGACUCUGUCUCUAGAUCUGUGGUUAUGAUGAAUUGUUUCUUCCUCAGUAAUCUUACUCAGCCACUCAUGCUAAAAAGGAAAUCACUCCAGGAAAUGUCUGGUUAGAUUCUUAGCACUCUUGGCUGGGUACCUUUAAGAUAUGAAUCAGGACUCAUCUCAAUGUGUACCUCUGUGGGGUGGCAUGGAUUUUGCCUCCCAUUGACCAGCCUGAGAAGUAUCGAAGCCUGAGAAAUGAUCAGAGGACUCAGCAAAUACUUGUGAUGCACUAGGCCAAGGGACAGUGUAGCCAGGUUGGAUAUGUCUGUCACAGGAAGCUUAGAAAAUGGCUGGUUCGUGUGCUCAGGCCUAUUUGCAGCCUUAGCCUGUGACAAGAGAAAGGGAUGGCUGAGUUCAGUUGCCAUCAUCCCAGGAGGACACCCACUCUGUGGCCAUGGGUGAGCCGUUGAGGUCAGUGCGCCCAGAGAGUUUGAAGUUGAGCUCCUAGAGUAUACAGCAGCUGGUCUGACACUAUGCGUGGUGCUUGGUUGUUUACAAUCAUAGGGGUAGGGCAGCCCCAGUGCCCCGCCCAAUGCUGUCUCCAUGACCUGAACCUAUAAGGAACCACUUGGCUGGGACACCUGUUCCCUGCAUUCUAAACACUAACCGUGAUGCCUGUCCUUCCCCCUUCCUCCACAUUGCCUCCCUGAGCGUCAGAAAUGGAUUCAGGGGUGGCUCACCUCAAGGUCACCAUUCAGAUUUGGGAACAAGCUUCAGAGAAGGCAGAAGAAGGUGACUUGCCUUGCUUUGGCUGUCUCUUCUUCCCUCUUGGUGUGAGAAGUAUUUCAGAAGGGCAUUCAUGGACUCUUCAUCUCCUCAGCUGUGUGUGUAUGUCUGUCUGUCUGUCUGUCAGUCAUAGCGUGAUUCCUCAUCUCAGGCCCUGCUGUCUUCUACUCCUCUCUCUAGGCUGUCUCAAACCUGGAGAUGUGGUUCUCCCUGGAAGUUGGCUCAUGGAAAGAAGUAAAUUUAUCCAGGUUCUGUUUUUGUCUUUGUGGUCCACCAAGCUCAUAAGGGCUGUGACCCAGCCUCGGAGCCUUGGCUUCUUCUUCCUCUUCUCUUCCAAAGCCGAUAGAGCUGGCUUUUAGGUAUAGAGGCAGGAAAAGUGGACUCUCAUGUGUAUUGACUGUUCACCUACCUAGUAAUUUAUUAAAUUAGGAAGACUUGAUCAUCGGUGACUUGUUCUCCCUUGGGAGAAUGAAACGUUUUACCCCCACCUUUUCUGCUUUCUCUGGUAGUCACUAGCAGGUGCUUCCAUGACCACGAUUCUAGCUGGAGUGAGCAGAGGCUCUGCCCUCUGAAAUCUCAGGCUUAGAUGUUACCAAAGUGGACUUGAAAAUAGUAUCUCAUGUGGGCAAGCCCAGGCACAGCAGCCCAGCUGUUUGCCUGGUAGCCUCCCCAGAGCAGCUCUGAGAGUUUUACCAGUGGGUGUAUGCCACUAGGAGGGGGCCAGACUCGGGUGCUGCCCGUUCGUGCUCAGGGAGCUGCUAGAUGCAGACCCGUCCAGGUGGGUUCUGAGAUUGGGACUUUGAUGCCAGGGCUUGAGGACUGGAAGGCAGAAGCAAAAUGCAGGCUGUUGAUUCAGGGUCCCUGGCCAAGAGGACAUGGUGAAUAAGGAAACUGACUCUAGCUUUGGGGCUUCUAGGUGCUAACUUGGGAUGGCCUGGGCCCUGUUUGACCUCUCCUGGGCUCCUGCUGCUUGGAUAACCUGAAUGCAUGGCUACUUCAGAAGAGCCAGGCAAGGCUGCUCCAGGUGUGGACCUUACUGGCUGGGCAGGUGCACAGCUCUUAGGUGUCGAGUAAAGGGUCAGCUAGAAGAUGGCAGGUGAGGAAGCCCUUCCUUCUCUUCAGGACACCACCCUCUCAGCCAGCCCAGGGUUUCUUCAGCUGCCCACUGGACCACUUUAGGCAGAGAGCCCUCCCUGGGUUCUUCCCAUUGCUGCUUAGGACCCAGCUUCCCACCUUUCUCUGUACCCUGGCUCUGGUUCACGCUGAAAAACACAAGCAGCGUGAAGUCUGAUUGAGGAGCAAGAGAGCAAGGCUCUCUAGAACAUGAGACUGGACCUGCCCGGCAAAAGGCAAACCUCAGAUUUUCUGGCGGGAUACUGUUACACCCUGUGGCCGUCCCCUAUCCCCAGUCCAGCCCAUUUCCAUUAGACCAGAGGUAGCUUCUCAGAGGCCCUUGUUAGUUCUCUCUUCCAAACGCUGCUGCUGGGAGCAGGUUUCUAGCUCUCAGCUUGCCAUGUACUUCCUCUCAAAUCUAGGAACUUGCCAGGAAGAGCAUGGCCUGGUGUCUUCUGUUUGCUCUGCUUAGGAGCUGUCGCUGGUCACAAGUGCCAUUAUUUAUAUUGUGUUGCUCUCCAGCUGCUAAGCACCUCUCAUCUGCAGAUAUGUGUCAGUGUGAACAUGUCUUGGCUCCAAAGCUGCAUCUUACCACCCUCUCCGGUACCUCCAUCUGCCAGCCACAUUCACGGGCUGGUUCUCCUUACGUGCUCUCUGACCCAUGGAAGGGGCAAUGGUUUUAAAGUGUCGAUCCUGAGCAGGUACACCAGAAAAACCAUUUUCCCCUUCCCUCUUCUCUCUUACUUUUUUUCUCCCCAAAUUGCUGUCCUCCUAAGUUGUAGAAUGUCACCUCUGUUUCACACUACGUGCCCACCAUGCUUUUGGGAAGUGCAGAAUCUCAAUUCUUGUUUGUUUACAGCUCUCUCUGCUCACUGCUCGUAGCGGGGGCGGGGGGGCCUGUCUCAGUGGGUUUUGUUCCAAGCUGGUUAGAUGUGAAGGCAGGCCUCAGCAUCUGCCCCCAGCCGGAACACGAUGCUGCUGCUUCCUGGCCGCGAGACACUAAGUAGGGUUGGCAGGACUUGGUGAUUAGGGAGCUCUGCUCUAGCUCUGCCUUAGAAUCUAAUUUUCCAAAUGGACAUUAUCGAUCUCCAAAACCAUUAGGGAAAAAAAAGGGGGUGUGGUUUGCCUAGGAAGUCAUGGCCAAUACUUUCAGAUCAUUAGGGCUGCUGUUUGCUAGGCUAUUUGCACAGCAUCGGCCCAUUACGUUUCUUCCUUUUAAUUUGUGCCACUGAGUCAUUCCCGGGCCAGAGGACAGAAAUGGUGCUGAUACGAUGUUACCAGACUAGGGGAUGGAAAGUCAGGGGUGGGGAGGGUGCCUGUUAUAAAUCUUGUUCUUUUGUUUAAAUCAGGGGAAACUGUUUUCUUUUAGUGAACAAUAAAAUCAGGUGACUCUGUUGUAAAACAUGUCAAUGAAUUUGUGAAUAGGACAAAUAAGAAAAACGACCCUGCAGCAGGUCCUGGGAACCAGACAGUUCUGUGUAUGUUGUGUGCCUGUGUAGCUGUAUAGCCCAGCAUGGUACGUGUAGAUGUGGACUGAUUGUGCAAGAGCUUGUAGAAGAUCUUAUUUUGGGUUCUGCAUAUGGAUCAUGUGUUAAACUUUUCCUUUUCAAUAAAUGAACUUUGGUUUUUUUUUUAUUUUUUGAGAGA